Molecule: messenger RNA, 1234 nt
Organism: Galendromus occidentalis (western predatory mite)
Lineage: Eukaryota; Metazoa; Arthropoda; Arachnida; Mesostigmata; Phytoseiidae
Product: 3'(2'),5'-bisphosphate nucleotidase 1
Exons: 7
Coding region: 187-1122 (311 amino acids)
Biological process (GO): phosphatidylinositol phosphate biosynthetic process
Molecular function (GO): 3'(2'),5'-bisphosphate nucleotidase activity
Source: RefSeq, a predicted model, not a curated record
GGAGGUUCUUUGCCGUCUUUACGUAUUCUAUAUGCCGCGACGGAUGAGCGCAGACGGAACGUCCGUCGACGACUCGAUUAUCAGUCCAAGCUCUGAUUGACACUCCUAGAGGUUCAGCAAAUCGUUUCCGUGAGGUUUUCAAAGAUUGUGAAGUGGGUCUCUCUGACUGAGAAAGAGUCUCCAAGAAUGUCCACCCUCCAACGCGUCAUAGCCAACGCUGUUGCCGCGGUCGAUCGUGCGGGAAGAAUCGUUAAGGAGGUUCUACACUCUGGCUCGUUGGGGAUCAUUGACAAGGCACAGGAUGACCUGCAGACAGAAGCGGACCGCAGCGCCCAGAAGUGUAUCGUAGCCUCGCUCAGCAAAAGCUUCCCGCGAAUGAAAAUUAUCGGGGAGGAAGGCGCUCAAGAAGGAAUGGCUGCCAAGGACGAUUGGAUCGUGAAGGAGCUUGAUGGCGCAGUACUCAAGGAAACGCUGCCCUCUGACCUUGCAGGCGUGGACGAAAAAGACAUUGUUUGCUGGGUCGACCCACUCGACGGCACCAAGGAAUACACUCAAGGUUUGUUGGAUCACGUCACGGUCCUCGUCGGUUUUGCCGUUGGAGGCAAAGCUGUCGCCGGGGUAGUGCAUCAGCCCUUCUACAAUUACACCAAGCAGGCGGACCCAUUCAAGCAGGGCCGAACCAUGUGGGGCAUUGUAGGGCUCGGGGUGCGGGGAAUCACUCCCGCGGUGCCAGCAAGCGGGAAGAUAAUCACUACGACGAGAUCGCAUUCUUCGCCAACGAUCAACGCUUGCAUUGAAGCAAUGAAACCGACUGAAGUGAUCAGGGUUGGCGGCGCAGGACACAAGGUGUUGCUCCUGAUCGAAGGUCAAGCGCACGCUUACGUGUUCCCCUCGCCCGGAUGUAAAAAAUGGGACACCUGCGCUCCAGAGGCUCUCCUCGAAGCGGCUGGCGGCGCCCUGACCGAUAUUCACGGGAGCAAGAUCCUGUACCACGCAGAUGUCGAUCAUCCCAACUGGGGCGGAGUUCUCGCCACCUGCAAGCGCGAUUUGCUGCCACAGUAUCUCCGAGAGGUACCGGAGAGCGUUCGACAGGCUCUCCCAGUGCUGGGGCAGAAGCUAUAGAACGGAAUUAGAAUCAUGAAAGCACCACAUUCCGUCUCCAGUCGGACUAGUUGUUAUUCAAUUCGAAAGAAAUAUCGAAUAUAUAUUUUUCUCGCUUCGAAAUAAAUAUUUU